Molecule: messenger RNA, 1232 nt
Organism: Cucurbita pepo subsp. pepo (vegetable marrow)
Lineage: Eukaryota; Viridiplantae; Streptophyta; Magnoliopsida; Cucurbitales; Cucurbitaceae
Product: WAT1-related protein At5g47470
Cellular component (GO): membrane
Molecular function (GO): transmembrane transporter activity
Source: RefSeq, a predicted model, not a curated record
GAAGCUUUAAAAAGGCAUACACAAAAUUUUCUUCUGUGAUUUCUGUUUGGAGGAAGAGAAAGAGAAAGAGAAAAUCAAUGGAAGACUUUGGUAUCAUGUCUGGGUUGGUGGCCGUGCAGUUUGUGUAUGCAGGGAACUCUGUUUUCAUGAGCUUUCUCAUGUCUUUAAGCAUUGAUCCAUUAACUCUCAUCAUCUUCACAACCUUCUUCACUUUUCUCAUUGUCUCUCCCGUUGCUGUUUAUUUCGAACGGUCGAAUUGGCCGACCAAACUUAGUCUAAAGUUGAUAACUCAGAUUCUUCUCAUAUCCUUUGGAGGGGUUACAUUGUUUCAGUCCCUUUUUCUUAAAGGAAUACAGCUAACUUCGCCUUCGGUAGCGACUGCGAUGCCGAAUCUCGCCCCGGGACUCAUUUUUGUUAUUGCUUGGAUCUUUAGAUUAGAAAAGGUUCGGCUAAGUUGUAUCUAUAGCAAGAUCAAGCUUUUAGGUACAUUUCUCUGUGUGAUAGGCGCAUUCACCAUGAGUAUAAUGCACAGCACUUUGUCGGAUGCAGCUGCAAAUGAUAAUGUCGGACGACGUCUGACGGAUCAAGCGUUUGAUGAACAAAAGAUCGUCGGUUGCGUGUAUCUUGUCUCGGCGGUAGUCGUUUUGUCUAGCGUAGUUGUUCUUCAGGCAUCGACACUAGGAGAUUUCCCGACACCGAUGUCGUUGUGUGCGAUAACGUCGCUCGUUGGAGUGCUCAUAACCGUAGUUAUACACAUAUCUCUAUAUCAGAAACUUGAAAUUGGUUGGUCAUAUCUGAGUGUUGAAAAGUUGAUAGCCUAUUGUGUUCUAAGCGGAACCGUUAGCGGGGCUUGCGUGAGCUUCAACGGGUGGGCGAUGAAGAAACGAGGGCCCGUUUUGGUGUCGAUGUUUAGUCCGAUUGGAACCGUUUGCUCACUCGUUCUCUCAGUUUUCACCUUGGGAGAACCCAUCAAGAUUGGAAGCCUUGUUGGUAUGUUCCUCAUGUUCACCGGGCUCUACUUCGUGCUAUGGGCGAAACGGAAGGAAGGUUAUGCCAACCGAAACCGCCCCGAGAGUGAGUUCGACAUCGACGAGCCUCUUUUAAGUUGAAUUUGAAUGAAAUACAUGAUAUGUUUUGUGUUAGGCAUAGAAAGAUUCACAGAUUUUUGUGUGAAAAAGCUUUAGAUUCUGAAUGAAACAAUUUCAAAAUGAAGAGUUCCAACAUUUUGAUCA